Messenger RNA from Caenorhabditis elegans, 5090 nucleotides. RefSeq names its product DNA polymerase theta (gene polq-1). Gene Ontology annotation, biological process: DNA replication; DNA biosynthetic process; DNA-templated DNA replication. Lineage: Eukaryota; Metazoa; Nematoda; Chromadorea; Rhabditida; Rhabditidae. The transcript has 19 exons. The record is from RefSeq and is marked reviewed. Gene Ontology annotation, cellular component: nucleus. Gene Ontology annotation, molecular function: DNA-directed DNA polymerase activity; ATP binding; nucleic acid binding. Bases 119 to 4930 code for a protein of 1603 amino acids.
AUGUGACAUUUCUCGGCCGUGAAAACUAGGCCACCGCGGCCACAAACAAAUUUUAGUUUUCUUCGCUGAAAAAAACAUGUUUUUCAGUCUGAAAUCAGAGUUUUUAGUAUGAAACAAGAUGGACGAGGCUUCCUGUAGAUUUCCAGAAUGGGUUUCUUCAAAAAUCAUCGAUUAUUACGCAGAGCAGAACAUCAAAGCGCUGUUCGAUUGGCAGAUUGAUGUGUUGAAUGAGGCAAGACAAUUUGAAGAUCAACACUUGAUAUUCAGUGCGCCAACAAGUGCUGGGAAAAGCAUUGUAGCUGAACUUUUAUCAUGGAAAGUCGCUUCAACUGGUAGAAAGGUACUCUUCGUACUUCCUUAUAUCUCCGUGGCUCGAGAGAAACUUCAUCAAAUUCAACGGUGUUGGAGACGAGAUGACAUUUCUGUCUGUGGCUUCAUUGGUCCACAGGCCUCAAAUCCAAAUGAGUGGCUUGGGGCAGUUUGUACCAUCGAAAAAGCAGCAAGUUUGACAAAUCGAGCAUUAUCAGAAGAUUGGUUUGAGGAAAUUGGAAUGAUAGUCGUUGAUGAAAUGCACAUGGUUUUCGAUUCGUCUCGUGGUGCACACAUUGAGCACAUGCUCUCGAAAGUUUUGCUCUGGAACCAAUCUGCACUGGAAAAAGUUAGAAUUAUCGGAAUGAGUGCAACUAUUCCAGAACUUUAUCGAAUAGGCAAAUGGCUGGACGGUGCGAAAGUUUUCGAAGCAAGAUUUCGACCAAUUGUUCUACAAAAUCAUAUUGUAAUUGGUUCGGAGUUGAGGAAAUCUGGAGAUAACAAAGUUCUAAGAGAAUUCUCUGAAGAUCCAUUAAUAUUGCUUACCGAAGAGAGUUUUCGCCGCAAUUCUCAGACUUUGGUAAUGAUUUCUUCGAAACUUGAUGCCGAGAAGACUGCUUUGAAUAUUGCGUCGAGAUUCCAUGAGAUCAAUAAAACCGACAGCUCAUUGUUGGAAAUAUUAAAAGAACGAGCCAAUGGACUAUUAUUUAUAAAGCAUGGAUUGGAACGGAAUGGUUGCAAGGAUCGGAAUGUUAUGUCAACACUUGCAUGGGGAGUAGCAUAUCAUCAUGCUGGAUUGACGAUGGAGGAAAGAGAAUGCAUUGAACUAGGAUUUCGGGAGAAAAAUAUUGUUAUUCUUGUGGCUACAAGUACUUUGGCUUCAGGCGUAAAUCUCCCUGCGGAACGAGUACUCAUCAAGGCUCAGCCACGUGGCCCAUCGGCUCUCACUUCUCUAAAUUACCGUCAGAUGGUGGGAAGAGCGGGAAGAACAGGACAUGCUACACGAGGUGAAACCUAUCUUCUCAUCAAGAAAUGUGAUCGAGAUGCCGUGCUGAAAAUCAUCGAGACUCCGAUUGAUCAAGGUGUUCUAACAAGGAAACGAGAUGCUGAACGGACUAAUUUAAGCAGAUUUAUAUUAGAGGGAAUCUGCACUGGGCUCACGACAACAAGAUCUCAGAUUCAUGAUCUCUGCAAGCUUCUCCUAUUUAAUUCUGAAAACCUUCAACUUUCUGACAUUGCCAUCGAGAUGCUUCUUCGGAAUUCUUUCAUCUCCCAAGACGAAAACGAUGAUCAAUUAAGUCCCACACAACUCGGAAGAGCUGCAAUUGCUUCAUCUCUACCACCUGAAGCAUCACUUGCCAUUUUUGAAGAUUUGAAUUCGGCGAGUCGAGCAAUUGCACUGGAUACUGAGCUUCAUAUGCUCUAUUUGGUAACCCCAAUCAACGUAAGUGUUUGGCAGGAAUGUGAUUGGCAUCACCUUUUCUCAAUUUUCUCGAAACUUCCAUCAGAUCAUAAACGAAUCGCAAAGUUGGUUGGAGUCAGUGAAAAAUUUAUUUUGGAUCAACUUCAAGGACGAAGAAAUGACAAAUUGCUUCAAAUUCAUAUUCGAUUCUUUUCUGCGUUGGCACUUUUUGAUUUGAUCAGCGAAAUGAGCAUUUAUGAGGUAUCUCACAAGUACCGAAUUCCUCGUGGAUGUCUUCAAACACUCCAAUCACAGAGCGCCACUUACGCGGCAAUGAUUGUGGCUUUUUGCCUUCGACUGGGAUGGACAUAUCUCAAGGCACUGCUUGAUGGAUUUGCAACGAGAUUGUUGUUCGGUGUUAGAUCAGAGCUCUCGGAGCUUGUGGCGAUUGAAGGAAUUGAUGGACAGAGAGCCCGAAUCCUACAUGAACGUGGCGUGACGUGUCUGUCACAUUUGUCCGCUUGCGAUUCUUCGAAACUUGCACACUUUCUAACAUUGGCUGUUCCAUACUCAAGCUCGAAUUCAAACGAUGGACUCGGCGAGUGGCUUUUUGGAGAGCCAAGAAUGAGAGUUGAUGUGGCGGCUAGAACAUUGAAAGAACGGGCUCGAAAAGUAUUGAUCAGAAGAGUGCAGGAGCUGGGAAUUUCUGUGGAGUUGCCGAAAUUUGAGGAGAACGAGGAAAAUAUUCAAGAGAGUUGUGAUAGUGGACUUCCGGAUAGUUGUGAAGGAAUGGAAGAUGAGUUGGAGGAGAAAGAGAAUAUUGUGAAGAUGGAAGAAAUGACAAAGAGUGUCACGGAAAUGUCACUUACAGAUAAUACAAUAUCAUUUAAAAGUGAGGAUGAUUUGUUCAAAAAAGAGAUUAAAGUAGAAGAAGAUGAAGUUUUUAUAAAAAAAGAAAUAGACGAAGAUGAAGAAGAAAUAGUUGAAGAAACUGUAAUCGAGUGUCUAGAAACAUCUCUUCUGAAACUAAAAGCAUCAACAGAUGAAGUAUUCCUAAGAAGGCUUUCACAAACAUUCUCACCUAUUGGAAGAAGUCGCAGUAUUCUCAAUAACUCAUUACUUGAAGAUUCAUUUGAUAGACCAGUACCCAGAAGCUCUAUUCCAAUUCUUAAUUUCAUCACUCCAAAAAGGGAAUCGCCAACUCCAUAUUUCGAAGACUCAUUCGAUCGUCCAAUACCUGGAUCCUUACCAAUAAGUUCUUCAAGACGAAAGUCAGUUCUUACAAAUAUUGCUAAUCUGGAUUCAAGUCGUCGUGAAUCGAUUAAUUCCAAUGCUUCGGAUAACAAUUCAUUCGAUGUUUUUGUAACUCCACCAACAAAAUCUGCAAAAGAAGAAAAACGAAGAAUUGCUGUAAAACAUCCACGAGUUGGAAAUAUUAUAUAUUCACCACUCACUUCCAGUCCAGUCAUAAAGCAUCCAAAACUUGAAAUCAAUCAUUUUUAUUUAAAAGAUGUUUGCCAUGAUCAUAAUGCUUGGAAUUUAUGGACAAAAUCAAGUACAUCUACUUCGAGUUGUUCAAUUCGAGUUUCAGAUGAUUAUACUGGAAUUGCAAUUAGAACCGAUGCGGGGAAUACUUUUAUUCCAUUACUUGAAACGUUUGGAGGAGAGCCAUCACCUGCAUCCAAGUACUUCGAGUCAUUCUCCAAAUGCAUCAUCCCUCUGAACACUCGCUUGGAAUUCCUGAAAACACUUGCGGUUACUGUAGAAAUGUAUAUUUCGUCUAUGGAAGAUGCUUUCCUGAUUUUUGAAAAGUUUGGAAUCAAGAUUUUCCGACUGAAAGUUGUUCGAAUUGCUGCGUAUCUGAAUAAUGUUAUCGACGUGGAGCAGGAGGAAAACUCGAAUUUUCUGCCAAUUCUAAUGGAUCGUUAUUCAAUUUUAGAUCCGGAAAUUAGAAAAACUUGCUCUUCGAGCCUGCACAAAGCUGCCGUUGAAGUAUAUUCCCUGAAGCCGAUCUUCGAGAAAAUGUGCUGUUCUGGAGCAAGUUUACAAUUAGAAAUGGAAUCUUGUCAGACUGUCUUGAACAUUUUCUACUCUGGCAUCGUAUUUGAUCAAGCUUUAUGCAAUUCUUUCAUCUAUAAAAUUAGAAAACAAAUCGAGAAUUUGGAAGAAAAUAUUUGGAGACUUGCUUACGGAAAAUUCAAUAUUCAUUCUUCAAAUGAAGUUGCAAAUGUUCUAUUCUACCGCCUUGGCCUAAUUUAUCCAGAAACUUCCGGAUGUAAACCAAAACUACGACAUCUUCCAACAAAUAAGCUUAUAUUGGAACAAAUGAAUACUCAACAUCCGAUUGUUGGAAAAAUUCUUGAAUAUCGACAAAUUCAACAUACAUUGACACAAUGCUUGAUGCCACUUGCCAAGUUCAUUGGAAGAAUUCACUGUUGGUUUGAAAUGUGUACAUCGACUGGAAGGAUUUUGACAAGUGUUCCGAAUUUGCAAAACGUUCCAAAGCGAAUAUCGUCCGAUGGAAUGUCUGCCCGUCAACUUUUCAUCGCAAACUCUGAAAAUUUGUUAAUCGGAGCCGAUUACAAGCAGCUGGAGCUUCGUGUUCUGGCACAUUUGAGCAAUGAUUCGAAUCUUGUCAAUUUAAUCACAUCGGAUAGAGAUUUAUUUGAAGAACUCUCAAUUCAAUGGAAUUUCCCACGAGAUGCUGUUAAACAGCUUUGCUAUGGUUUGAUCUAUGGAAUGGGCGCCAAAAGUUUAUCGGAGUUGACAAGAAUGAGCAUAGAAGAUGCUGAAAAGAUGCUAAAGGCGUUUUUUGCAAUGUUCCCUGGUGUAAGAAGCUAUAUCAACGAAACAAAGGAAAAAGUUUGCAAAGAAGAGCCAAUAUCAACUAUUAUUGGAAGAAGAACAAUUAUAAAAGCAAGUGGGAUUGGAGAAGAAAGAGCGAGAAUUGAACGAGUUGCUGUGAAUUAUACGAUUCAAGGAUCUGCUAGCGAGAUAUUUAAAACGGCUAUUGUGGAUAUUGAAUCGAAAAUUAAAGAAUUCGGCGCACAAAUCGUCCUAACCAUCCACGAUGAAGUUCUAGUCGAAUGUCCAGAAAUCCACGUGGCAGCAGCUUCCGAAUCUAUUGAAAAUUGCAUGCAAAAUGCUCUUUCUCAUUUAUUACGAGUUCCAAUGCGGGUUUCAAUGAAAACGGGACGAUCAUGGGCUGAUUUAAAGUGAUAUACUGGUUUAAAUAAUUAUUUACGGGAUGCUACUUUAAAUAAAUAGCUUAAAUUAUACUCUAAACUUCUUUUUUAUCGUUGAAAAUCAGUUUGAUCAAAUUUUCAUAUCUGGUUUUUUUUGAAAAAUUAUAUUUUUUGUUUUCGAAAAUAAAACACUC